GCUACUGGUGAAGGGGGCCAUCGCCGGCAGGUGGAAUCAGCCGUGCGCAUUAAAAAGAAAAGGCAGUUUCGGACGUUUUCCAGUUUGAAAAAACGAAUCUUCGACGCGAAGACGAACUUUAAAAUCUCCCUCUCUCUCCUGGAGUGAAGGUGGGACGGUCAAACAAAGUGUCAGCAGAGGCGUUCCAGGAGUGGUAAGGGGAAUCUGAAUGCAACUGGGUAUGCUCUAGAGUCUAGAUCUUUUUCCAGCCCGACCGCGAGAGAGAGAGAGAGAGAAAGCUCCAAAAUUGAACGUGUUCCGUGACCCAGAUGAUGGUGUGGAGAGGUUUGUCUGAAAAUUUUUAAUCGGGGAAGCCUCCACGUUUGAAGAUUCUUUCAACCACGAAAGCCCACGGGUACCCUUCUCCCCUCUGAACGGUGAUUUGUCUCUUUUUCUUUCCGUCCUACUUAGUUGCUUUGCUCUCUUUUCUAGAUCCUCUUUUUGUCGGGCACUUUUGCUCUUUCUUGAUUGCUUGAAGUAUUCGCUUUUACUAUGUUAUCGUCCUCUUGCUCCAAGUUCAAUGCUUUGCCUGUUGCUGGCUAUGUUCUCGAUCGUGGGUUGUGGUCAGUUCGUCUAGAUUGUCUGUUUCCAGCAAUCGCAUGUCAUUGCUAAUAUUUGCCGAGUUGGAAGCAGGAGCUUUUGGGAAUAGGUAAAGCCUAGUUAUUGAUGGCUUCUGACUUUUCAAUUGAUCUUCUUAUUACUAUAGUCCUAAAAAAAUUAGUGUCUUUGGGGGAAAAAAGAAAAGAAUUAUGCUGGCUCCGUCUCUGGGAAGUGAUUUUAAGUUUUGGAUAGUUCUACUGUAUUGGCAUUUAUGAAACUUUCCUUUGGAUCUGUUGGGGUGUUUGUGAAUCCAGUCGUCAAGAUUUAUGUAUGUGUUUGCCAGGAGAUUCAGGCUCGGAUGUUUGUCUUUAUGGAAUGUAAUUACUGGAAACUCUAGCAAAUUGCUGAGUCUUGCUUUCUUUUCAACACGCAGAUGAUCCUCUUCGAUGCUGUUUGUUGAGUAAUUGUGUGGCAAAAAUCAGCCUUGUAGUUCCUUGAAGUCCGUAUUUAGAUGGACACUGUUGCAGCAGAUUAUUACUUGCCUUCCUUUCAGAAAUUAAAAGUCAAGAGAAGAUGAUGGUAUAUGGGCAAGUCCAACAGCUUUAAGUGGUUUGGAUAAUCUUUUGUGCUUGACGGGAAUAUGUUAUGGAAAUAAAGUCAUGCACUCUAUCUGAUGAAAUUGCCUAUUGAAAGGGGUGUUGCUCAGAUGCAGAAAGUUUUCUCCAGUUUGAAGAAAAUUAAUAACUUCCGCACUUCCUGAUAAAAAAAGUGAAUUGGGAAGAGAUCAACACAUAUUUUUUGUUCCGAGUUAGGCUAUGCGUUUUGUUUUUCCUUGUUUAAUCAGAUACACCAAUGUAUGAGGCAUUGGUGAUUUCCCUUGUUUAAUCUUCCUGUUUCUUUAUCGUAUAUGUAUUUACUGCUCGAUUGUGAGUGUUUUCUGGAUAGACUCUAGGAUUGAAACAUAGAAAUUUUAUUUUCACCAGGCUCUGGGAUUUCCAGAAUUUAAAGCUUUAUAGUUGGCUAAUGUUUUAUUCUGGUUUGGACAGAAUUAAGCAGCAGAGGCCUGGGUUUGGAAAGAGAAGAAGGGAAAAGACUGAGGAACUCAUUUUUUUCCCUUUGGCACCUGUUGUAUGGCAUUGGCAAUCUAAAUUUGAUCCUUGAGAAAACAAUGGGGAAUGAAAGCAGUUGGAGUGACAGUCUCAGCAAUAUUUUCAGGAAGUACCUUUUUCGUGUUUUAUCGUGUGGUGCUAUUCCCACUCACAUUGCUUUCAUUAUGGAUGGAAACCGGCGAUUUGCUAAGAAACAAAACAUGGUUGAAGGUGAGGGCCAUAGGGCUGGUUAUAAAUCCCUCAAAUCUAUGCUUAAUUACUGCUACGAACUUGGGGUCAAAUACAUUACGGUGUAUGCCUUUAGCAUUGAAAACUUUAAGAGAAAACCUGAGGAAGUCCAAUAUCUGAUGGAUCUGAUGAUAGAGAAAAUUGAUGAAUUGCUUCAAGAUGGAAGCAUUGUAAAUCAGCAUGGGAUGAGGUUGUACUUCAUAGGAAACCUGAAACUUCUAAGUGAGGAGGUCAGGACCGCAGCAGAGAAGGCAAUGAAGGCCACAGCCCACAAUAGCCGGACUGUGCUUUUGAUAUGUGUGGCGUAUACUUCAUACGAUGAAAUUGUUCAUGCUGUUAAAGAAUCCUGCGAAGAGAAGAUGAACAACAUUCAAGCAGAAAAUACUAUGAAGGCAGGUCGCAAUAGCACCGAUCAAAAUGGCAGUUGUGAGAAGAUGGAUGGUGUUUAUCCCUCUGAAAUUCAAGACUGCCAUAAACAUGAAGUGCAUGGAACUGUAAUACUAGGGAAAAAUGACGUACGCUGUAACGGGUUCAGCAAAUUGGAGGCAAGCGAAAAGAAGAAUGGAGUCAUCAAGCAUGCUGUUCCGGGAUUUCGUGGAGAAAAGUGGAAUGAAGUUCAGGAAUCCAUGCAAAGCCAAUUUUCCAAAGGCACUGUUGAAAGUAGUGACGAUGGUGAGAUGGUACGAGAAAUUAAACCUCUCAUAAAUCUGGUAGAUAUCGAGAAGCACAUGUACAUGGCAGUGGCUCCUGAUCCGGACAUCGUGAUCCGGAGUUCUGGGGAGACUCGUCUGAGCAACUUCCUGCUGUGGCAGACUGGCUACAGUCCCCUGUACUCUCCGGCUGUGCUCUGGCCGGAGAUCGGGCUGUGGCAUUUGGUGGGGGUGGUUUUGCACUACCAGCGAAAUUACUCGUAUCUGCAGAAGAAGAGGAAACAGUCAUGAGAUCAAAUUUCUUGCACUGCAUGAAAGUAGUGACAAUUUGCUUUGCUUUGGAUCUUUUCUCUGAGGCCCUGAUACACAGGUUCAGGUCACUGAUGAACUUCGAUGGUUCAGCUGCAAUUUUUGCGUUUUACUAAUAUAGGACUGCAACUCGUGGAGGGAGGGGAGGGAGCAGUCCAGUUGCUCUUGUUUCUGUUCUCAAACCAGUUGACUUGCUUGAUACUUGAUCAGCUCCUCACUCACCACGUCGAUGAUCAAGCAUCGAUCGAAUGAUCCACUGAUGGAGCAAGCUGGGACAGCCCCCAGCUAUUCGCAGGCACAUCCGUGUAACAUCAUGUUUUAUUAAUACUAGGCAAGAGGUGUCACUUACAUGAAUGGCAUACAUUGAAAGAAAAAUCAAUUUUUUUUUUUUUUUGGAAAAUAUGGAUGUCUCGGUCGCAGAAAUAGAAUGGCUAAAUUCCAAAAAUAAUGAUGCUCAGAUUC
This is a messenger RNA of Rhodamnia argentea, 3337 nucleotides long. Its product is annotated as dehydrodolichyl diphosphate synthase 6. Gene Ontology annotation, biological process: polyprenol biosynthetic process. Bases 1748 to 2857 code for a protein of 369 amino acids. The transcript is spliced from 2 exons. The record is from RefSeq and is a predicted model, not a curated record. Gene Ontology annotation, cellular component: endoplasmic reticulum. NCBI's taxonomy places the organism in Eukaryota, Viridiplantae, Streptophyta, Magnoliopsida, Myrtales, Myrtaceae.